GACCGCCUUCACUUGGCAGCUCGGCUGUGCGGGUUGGACGCCCGAGGGCGGCGGUCUUUAGCUGCUCCGGGAGGGGCCGCUCUGUGAGCCUCUGGGGUCGGCCUCCGGGUGUGGAGAAUCUGGAGUCCGGUCUCUCCAGAGGUUCGCUCCCACACAAGUGUGCGCGAGGGCGUGGUCUAUAGAAACGCAGGUGAGAACAGGAUGGAGAGUUCUGAAUUCACUCCAAAGCAGACCAUUUCUAAAGGAUCAGAGUCAUCUGAUAGGUCACCAGGGGGACUCUUUGGGGUGACUUCUAUGGGACCAGAAGUUGAAGAUGUCUGUGAAGAUACUUUGAGGAAGCUGGAAGGGCAGCCCUCAGAUGAAGAGGGGAACAGUUUGGAAAUCAAUUUUUUGGAGAUAACAGAUGAGGAUAAGAACUCCACAAAAGACAGAUGUGAGGAUUAUAAGGAAGUAGGGGAACAUCCAAAUCUGUCCCCAAGUCCUGAGGAAUAUCAAGGAGUCCCAAAGGGACAGAAAUUCUUUCAGUGUGAUGAAUGUGGCAAAGUGUUCAAUUGGAGUUCACACCUCAUUGGUCACCAGAGAAUCCACACUGGAGAGAAACCCUAUGAGUGUAAUGAGUGUGGUAAGACCUUCAGGCAGACCUCCCAGCUAAUCGUUCACCUCAGAACUCACACUGGGGAAAAACCCUAUGAAUGCAGUGAGUGUGGGAAGACGUAUCGACACAGCUCCCAUCUCAUUCAACACCAGAGACUUCAUAAUGGGGAGAAACCUUAUAAAUGUAAUGAAUGUGCAAAAGCUUUUAAUCAGAGUUCCAAACUAUUUGAUCACCAGAGAACCCAUACUGGGGAGAAACCUUAUGAAUGCAAGGAAUGUGGGGCAGCUUUUAGUCGGAGUAAAAAUCUUGUCCGACAUCAGGUUCUUCACACUGGUAAGAAACCUUACAAGUGUACUGAGUGUGGGAAAGCUUUCUGUUCCAAUAGAAGUCUUAUUGACCAUCAGAGGAUCCACACUGGAGAGAAGCCUUAUGAAUGUAAUGAAUGUGGCAAGGCCUUUAGUCGGAGUAAAUGUCUUAUUCGACAUCAGAGCCUCCACACUGGGGAGAAACCAUACAAAUGCAGUGAAUGUGGGAAAGCCUUCAGUCAGAUUUGUCAGCUUGUUGACCAUGAACGAAUUCAUACUGGAGAAAAGCCCUUUGAAUGUAGUGAGUGUGGUAAGGCUUUCAGUCUGAGUAAGUGCCUUAUUCGGCACCAGAGGCUUCACACAGGUGAAAAACCCUAUAAAUGCAAUGAGUGUGGAAAAUCCUUCAAUCAAAAUUCAUACCUCAUUAUACACCAGAGAAUCCACACUGGUGAGAAGCCCUAUGAAUGUCAUGAGUGUGGGAAGGUGUUCAGUUACAGCUCUAGCCUUAUGGUACAUCAGAGAACCCAUACUGGGGAAAAGCCCUACAAAUGCAAUGAUUGUGGGAAAGCCUUUAGUGACAGUUCACAGCUUAUUGUGCACCAGAGAGUUCACACUGGAGAGAAACCUUAUGAAUGUAUUGAGUGUGGGAAAGCUUUUAGUCAGCAUUCCACUUUUAAUCACCACCAGCGAACUCACACUGGUGAGAAACCCUCAGGUCUGCCUCACUCAGCAUCAUAAGGCAUGGUUUUCUGAGACAGAGAACAAGGGACUUUGCAUGAAGGUUUCUUUAAGAAGGAUGUUCACCCUGAUCUCCUGUUAGAACCAUUAAGCAAAGCAGACCAUUGUCUAUUGUUUUCCAGUUGGUCACUAAGGUGGAAGAAACUUAGUGUGAUUCUUCCCUACAUUAGGAAAGAAAGGUCUAGGCAUUUAAUUUACUUAUAGAUUGGCUUUUUUCUUCCUUCCUUUUUCCUAUUUUAAAAUUUAUCUCAUUUGUUAAUAUGUAUCUCAUAAUCAAAUUGUGUGUCAACAGGAAUGUUUAUGUCUUCUGUGUUUUAUUACAGCUACUCAAUUUCACUACAUAAAGUCAUUCCACGAUAUUGUUCCACAGAGCAUUUUUAUGGUCAUUUAUAAGUCAUUCUAUCAGUUUGUUCUUUCCUAGUCCUUGCUAUGGCCCUCCACAUCCAUGUUUUAUAUUAUAAUAUAUAUUCACUCAUCUCUUGUGUUUUCUUCCUAUUUGGUAAUCUGGUUUCCUUGUAUUUAUUGUUCAAAGUCCAUCUCAUCUCUGAAAGACUUUUUUCUUCAAAUGCUUCUGGAUUUCUUUUAAACUUAUGAUUAGAUCACAAUUCUUUUAAAUUAACUGAUGCUGCAAUGUACAACUGUUGUUAAGUUACCUUACAAAUUGCUCUCAAAAUAUAUGAGUAUACUCCUUACCAACUUUUCAGGUUUUUGAGAUUGGGUGUGGUAUCUAUUGGUUUUUGCAAAAACAUACUAUGUUGAGCACUAGUUCUUAAAAACAUUUUAAAACCCAACUCCCAAAUCUAACCUUCUUUAAUGUGGGUGCAGUCUCUCCCUUCCUUACAUAUACUGGACUGAGAUUUUUAAAAAUGGAAGUGCUCAUGCAUGAGGCCCUGAGUAUACUCCCCAGAAUACAAUAACAAAAAAGUAUCCAUUUCAGAAUCUAA
This is a messenger RNA of Ictidomys tridecemlineatus (thirteen-lined ground squirrel), 2582 nucleotides long. RefSeq lists its product as uncharacterized. The record is from RefSeq and is a predicted model, not a curated record. Lineage: Eukaryota; Metazoa; Chordata; Mammalia; Rodentia; Sciuridae. Gene Ontology annotation, cellular component: nucleus. Gene Ontology annotation, biological process: regulation of gene expression.